Cladophialophora psammophila CBS 110553 is the source of this 711-nucleotide messenger RNA. RefSeq lists its product as uncharacterized. Gene Ontology annotation, biological process: proteasome regulatory particle assembly. Bases 1 to 711 code for a protein of 236 amino acids. The record is from RefSeq and is a predicted model, not a curated record. Lineage: Eukaryota; Fungi; Ascomycota; Eurotiomycetes; Chaetothyriales; Herpotrichiellaceae. Gene Ontology annotation, cellular component: cytoplasm; nucleus. Gene Ontology annotation, molecular function: protein binding. The transcript has a single exon.
AUGGGACUUCCGAUGGAUCCUAAUCUUGCAGAUAUUCAUGUCCCAAGUGGACCUACGUCGAUCCACCAGGCCGAGUCGUUCGAAGGACUCACUCUACACCAACUUAUUGCACGCAAGGACAAUCUCGAAGCAGAACUGAAGGCUUUGGGCGCAGUCCUCGACAGCCAUGGAGUCACCAUGCAGACAAGUCUGACCACAUUUGAUGGUUUUCCGAGAUCAGAUAUUGAUGUGGCGCAAGUACGGGUUACGAGAGCACGCAUUAUUGUCCUCCGCAACGACUGGAAAGUUUUGAUGGACAAGAUCGAGAAGGGUCUUCAUGAACAUCAUGCCAAGUACCAAGCCUCGGACGAAUACAAGAACUCCCUGAAUCAGCCCCGACUACACCCAGAACCUACUCCUACUCCCGAGCAGACACCCUCCGUCCCUGAGAAUCCAUUUGCAAAGGUGAACAGUGUUGAGCCCGGCAGUCCUGCACACGAAGCUGGCCUGAAGGCUGGCGACCUAAUAAGAAGAUUUGGUGCCGCAAUAUGGUCAAAUCAUGAAAGAUUACGCAAAGUUGGGGAAGUUGUGAGCCAGAACCUAGGUCGACCGAUCCUGGUCAAGGUCUCUCGCGGCACAGGAACAGAAGCACAAGAGAUGGACUUGAGAUUGACUCCAAGACAGAACUGGGGUGGGAGAGGCACACUCGGGUGCCACAUUGUUCCCUUAUGA